GCCCGUUCUUGUUACUCCAGACUCGAUUGUGCCCGUGGCGUGGCUCCGGGAUCCAGAUAGUUACUCCGCGAGCUGCACCAUGUUGUCAGAAGAUAACAUCUCAAAGGAGACCGCGGCUGAAAACAAAGAGCUGGACCAGCAGAAUGUGGUCAGUCGAGUUGCCAAUCUGCCGCUUGUGAGCUCAACCUAUGACAUGGUCUCCUCAGCCUACGCCUCCACAAAAGAGACCCACCCCUACCUCAAGUCUGUCUGCGAUGUGGCGGAGAAGAGUGUGAAGACCCUCACGGCGGCCGCCGUGAGUGGGGCCCAGCCCUUCUUGACUAAGCUGGAACCUCAGAUUGCAACAGCCAAUGAGUAUGCAUGCAAGAGCCUGGAUAAAUUGGAAGAAAAACUACCCAUUUUGCAGCAGCCGUCUGAGAAGGUGGUUGCCAGCACCAAGGAAGUGGUCUCGAGUACCGUCAAUGGGGCCAAGGAUGCUGUGGCCAGUGGCGUGAGCGGGGUGGUGGACAUGACCAGAUCGGUGGUGUCGGGCAGCGUGAGUACCGUCAUGGGGUCCAGAGUGGGCCAGAUGGUGGCAAACGGCAUGGAUGCUGUACUGGACAUGUCAGAAGACCUUGUGGACCAUUACCUCCCUGUGACGGAGCAAGAGCUAAUCGAAAUGGCUGCCUCGUUGGAUUCCUCUGAGCCGGCUUGCUCUGAGCCGGCCACCCCAAAGCAGCCGAAUGAGCGGCAGAGCUAUUUCGUCCGCCUGGGGUCUCUCUCAAGCAAACUCCGCCACCGGGCCUACCAGCAUUCUGUGGGCAAGCUGUGGAGCAUCCGGCAGGGCACAGAAGUCUCCCUAGCCCAGCUCCACCUGAUGAUCGAGCUGGUGGAACACGUCAAGGAGGGCGUUGGCCAGAAGCUCCAAGGAGGCCAAGAGAAGCUGCACCAGAUGUGGUUGGAGUGGAGCAAGAGGCAGGCGGGGAGCGGGGAGCUGGUGGAAGCUUCAGUAGAGCCGGAGGUCGAGUCACAGACCCUGGCCAUGUUCCGGGGUUUGACUCAGCAGCUGCAGGGCUCCUGCUUGACCCUCAUCUCCAGCGUCCAGGGUCUUCCAGCUGGUGUCAGGGCCAAAGUCCAACACCUCCGCCACGCAGUGGAGGACCUCCACGCAUCCUUCUCGACGGCCCACUCCUUCCAGGACAUUUCAGCCACCAUCUUGGCCCAGAGCCGCGAGCGAGUCUCCAAGGCGCGCAAGGCUGUGGAUGAGGUGCUCGACUAUGUGGUCUCGAACGUUCCCCUCCCAUGGGUGGUGGGGCCUUUUGCCCCCAACUUGGUGGAGCUUCCGGAAGAUUCCAGCGCAAAAGCAGAAGAUUCUGUCCGGGUCUGCAAAGGACCGAAGGAGAAGAUGGACAAUCCCCCAAAAGAACCCUUCGAACCUAAGAAGCAGCUGGACGACCCACAAAAAGAGCCCUCCGAGGCGAAGAAAGACCUCUAGGUUUAUGUUGCGGGUUUCCAAAACGUCUAAUGUGGCUUUUGCACAAAGACUUCUGGGAGUUCUGUUGGAAGGGCUGUGGCAAAACUACAGUUCCUAAGUAUUAGGAAAACUUGUUCUGUUAACGUUGCUCAAAAAAUCCCUCUUGAUGUGUAGCAUUCAGAUGUGCCUUCUAAAAAUCGGAAUGGAUGUGAAUGACCUGUGACAAAGGUCGGCUGGCUUGUUAAGAAUAGAGCGGCUAGAAUAUACUAAUUUUACCUCUGGAUGAAUAGAUUUCUGCAGGGUCUCUUCACCAGCAUCAGUAAGACCAAGCUGUUCCAGUGUUUCAAGACAGUAUCUCACCUGCCUCAUGUAGCAGUGGGCAUACUUCUUUUCUAGAAUCCAAACAUUAAGCCUUUUUUAGUUGUCUAGAAAAAACAUUAUUAUUUUUUCCCUUCCCAAUCCACUUUAAGGGCAUUAAGAGCUCCCAGGAAUACAGUGUUCAGCUAGAAUAUGGCAAAUGUUCAGUCAGCAAAUAAGUGGGUUGCUAGGUCUUCUGGAUUGAUUGUUUUUGUGGGUGGGUGUAAGAUCUUCAAGUGGUCGGUAGGAACUCUGCAGCCCCUGUCUCUGUGACGGUUGGUAGGACAUCUUAAGGAGAACCGAGAAGCUCCAGGGUCGUAAGUGUUCCUGGAACAUCCCGUCCUUCAUUCCACCCUCGCCUGGCUUCAGGUCUUUUUCUGCCAUCUUCCUUUUCACUGACAGAGUUGCACAUUUGAACCCGUAUGGGAGAGCCACGAGAUUUGUAUGCCGUGUAUGUUUUUUCGCCCUUUCCUCUUGCUGUAGGAGAGGCUUGACCUGGUCUGGGGCCCUUGUAGUGUCGAAUCUUGAGAACAGGUAAAUUCAGUAACCAAAAUCAGUGUUGGGAGGAAGUGAAGAAAUUAUGCUCCUCCCCAAAUGAAAUUAAUGCAUGUGUUUUUUUUGUUUAACGGCCAGUGUCUUAAAAAUUAAAACUUUUCCG
This is a messenger RNA of Gekko japonicus, 2468 nucleotides long. RefSeq names its product perilipin-3-like. Gene Ontology annotation, cellular component: lipid droplet; cytosol. Gene Ontology annotation, biological process: positive regulation of triglyceride storage; lipid storage. The coding region runs from base 80 to 1474 and encodes 464 amino acids. The record is from RefSeq and is a predicted model, not a curated record. Lineage: Eukaryota; Metazoa; Chordata; Lepidosauria; Squamata; Gekkonidae. The transcript has 8 exons.